Heterostelium album PN500 is the source of this 2199-nucleotide messenger RNA. RefSeq lists its product as uncharacterized. The transcript is spliced from 3 exons. Lineage: Eukaryota; Evosea; Eumycetozoa; Acytosteliales; Acytosteliaceae. The record is from RefSeq and is a predicted model, not a curated record. The coding region runs from base 1 to 2199 and encodes 732 amino acids. Gene Ontology annotation, molecular function: RNA binding.
AUGAUUUUUGAGAAUUAUGUAAUUACAUUGGAUUUAGGUACAAACGUUUCAUAUAGUGAGAAAAAUGAAAUUGCAAAGUUUAUCAAAAACAAUGGUGGACAAGUAGAUUUAUCUGUUAGUUCACGUUGUACUCACCUCAUUGCUUCAACCGAUAAUAUCGUAUCAGGUUUUAAGGCAAAGACUGCUUAUAAAUUGCCUUCCUGUACCGUAUUAUCAGAUCAAUUCAUCCAUGAUGCCAUCAGUUCCAAUAGUUUUCCUGACAUCUUUCCAUAUUUAUAUAUCAAUGGACAGAAAGCAGACAGUAUCAUACCAUCGGAUUAUCAAUCUUUCAUUUCAGACUCUUUACAAAAUACUUUUAAUGAUGUAAAGACAUUGUCAAAUUAUUUGAAAGAACAAGAAAAGAUUCCAAAAUCCAAUAACAACAACAACCUUCCAAAUACAACUCAAACUGCAAAUGCUAUAAAUACUUCACAACCAUCAAAGAUCUCACCAUCAACCACCUCCACCACCACUGCAACAUCAAAAUACUCUACAUUAUCAUCACUUUCAUCUUUAUCUUCACCUUCUAAAUUAUCAUCUUUUUCUUCAUUAUCCGCUAAAUCUGUUCCAACAUCUUCAUUAUCUUCAUAUUCAACAUUAUCUUCUUUAUCAUCUCCAUCUAAAGUUUCAUCUUUAUCUUCUUUUUCAGCAAAGCCAUCAUCUAUUUCUACUACAACUUUUUCAUCAACCUCUUCUUCAUCUUCAUCAUUGAGUUCAAUUUCAUCACCUGCCAAGAGUAUUCGUAGUUCAUUGACUACUGCUACCUCUACUUCUUCUACCACAACAUCUUCUUCAUCAUCAACAUCGUCUUCUUUAUAUUCCUCUUUUCUUGCCAAGAAAGAGCAGUUGGAAAAGAAGAAGCUUGAAAAUGAGGAGCUGUUGGAGAAGAAGCGUCAGGAAAAGUUGAAUCAAGUCGCAGAGAAGAACAAGGAGAAGCAAAGCUUAUUGGAUCAAAAGAUUCAAGAGAAACAAGAGAGAAUCAGAAAGCAAUUGUUGGAAAAGGAAGCAAAAGCUGAACAAGAGAAAUCCAGAAGAAAGAAUGUCUUGACAACUUUGAACACUGCAACCUCAAAGUCUGUCGGACAACCAAGCAGCUAUGCUCAAAUCAUCGAGAAGGAGAGACAAGAACAAAAAGAGCGUGACAAGAAGGAGAAGCAAGAGAGAGCCAAGCGCAUCGUUGAGGAACAGCGCAGCAAAAAGGCAGCUGCCAAGGAAGCUCGUAUCAAGGAGCUCGACGACGAGCGUGCCAACAAGCUCAGCGAGAAGGACAAGCGUCGUCAAGCCUUCAUCGAGAAGGAAGCCGCCGACAAGAUUGCAGCCGACAAACAAAAGGCCGAAGAGAAGCAAAAGAGUUUUAUUGCUUUUCUCGAGCGUCAAGAGCGUCGUGCCGCCAAACUUCGUUCUCAAACCGCCGAUGACAAAGCUGCGAUGUAUCGCGAUGAAGCCAAUCGUAAAUCCAUUGAUCUUCGCAAGGUUUUCGUUGGUGGACUGACAUUCGAAGACAUCCAAUCGAGUCCACAGUUGUUCCUCACCAAAGCAAAGAUCGAAUCCUACCGACAGAAGCGUGUUAGCUUCUUGUUGGAGGUGUUCAAUCGUUUCGGUAAGGUAGUCGAGAGAAAGGUCACCAUUGAGAAAGGACAUUUCUUUGUCACCUACGAGAGUGAACAUUCUGCCAAUGAGGUCGUCACCUUCUUUUCCGAUUCCAACAAUAGAUUAGCUACUGUCAAUCAGAUCAAAGAAAAACUAAAGGAUCUCAAAAAACCAAUUUUAAUUGCUCCAUCACAUAAAUUCUAUGUUAGAAGAACCAAGGUAACUGGAAUUGCUCAUGUUGCCAUAGUCCCAUCAGAGGUUCAACCAACCAAACCAAUUUCAUCCAAUUCAUCACCUAUACUCGCUCCCCAAAAUGAACGCCCCCUUUUACAAAGUCUUGAAUCAAUUGUAUCACCUAACAACCAAGAUCAAGCUCAAGUUGAAGAGCCUUUGCUCGAUCAACAAUCAAUGUCUGAACAAAACCAACCAGAACAGGAACAAGAACAACAAGAACAAUUACAAGAAGAAUUACAAGAAGAAUUACAAGAAGAAUCAGAGGAAGAAGAAGAAUCAGAAGAAUCAGAUCCUGAUUAUGAUUCAGACUUUGAUAUCGAUUUAUGUAUUAGUUAA